AUGCAAACUAUUCUUGUUACUGGCGCAAACACUGGAAUCGGCUUGGCUCUCUGCAAGCAGCUAUGCAAAGAUCAUGGCGCCAAAGUCUUUCUUGGCUCCCGCAGCGUUGACAAGGGACAAGCUGCUGUGAAGGAUGUCUUGGAUUAUGCCGGAGCAGAUGCCAAGGUGGAGCUUGUCCAGAUCGAUGUUGGAAACGACGAGUCGGUCCAGAAGGCAGCUGCUUCCUUGAAGGACAAGGGUAUCAAAUUGACUGCCAUUGUCAACAACGCUGGAACUGGUUUGGCACAUGGAUCAUCCGAUGAAAUGGUCCUCAAUGUCAAUGUCAUGGGCCCCAAACGAGUGGUGGAUGCCUUUUCCCCACUUUUGGAUCCAGCUGGUUCCAAAAUUGUCAAUGUGGGGAGUGGUGCUGGCCCCAUGUACGUCAAGAAGCAAACUUUGAAGCGCACCAAAUUCUUUGUCAAUCCCAACAUUACCUGGGAGGAAAUCCAGGCGGAAGUCGAAAAGGGAUGUACCAAAGACGAUCCGGGACACGGCCCCAUGGGUAGCUAUGGUUUGUCCAAGGCCUUGGUGGCCAGUUAUACCAUGUUGCUAGCCCGCGAAAUGAAGGACAAGAACGUCUCGGCCUUUUGCCUUUCGCCAGGAUACAUCGAUACGGCAAUCACGGCGGGUUUCGACGGUGGCAAGCCAGUCGAAGAAGGCACGGUUUCCAUUCGGCACUGCCUCUUUGAAGCGAAACCUGAAGAAAGCGGAUGGUUCUUUGGUUCCGAUGCCAAGCGAAGCCCCUUGCACUUUUUGAGAAAUCCAGGUGAACCAGUCUUCGAUGGCCAAAUCAACCUCAGUGAAGUGGCUUGA
This is a messenger RNA of Cylindrotheca closterium, 852 nucleotides long. NCBI's taxonomy places the organism in Eukaryota, Bacillariophyta, Bacillariophyceae, Bacillariales, Bacillariaceae. The record is from the annotation of a GenBank genome assembly.